AUGUCGUACUUCUUCGCGACUCCCGUCGAUAUCGACGUUGUCCUCGAUGACACCGAUGACCGUUCCAUGGUCGAUGUUAAGCUCGACAAGAACCGUCGCGAGAAGGCGCCCCUCUUUAUGGAUGGCGAGUCUGUCAAGGGCGCUGUUACCGUUCGUCCCAAGGAUGGCAAGAGGCUCGAGCAUACUGGGAUCAAGGUCCAAUUCAUCGGCACGAUAGAGAUGUUCUUCGACCGUGGUAACCAUUACGAAUUCCUGUCCCUGAACCAAGAGCUUGCUGCGCCUGGCGAGCUUCAGCACCCUCAGACCUUCGACUUCAACUUCAAGAACGUCGAGAAGCAGUACGAAUCAUACAACGGAAUCAACGUUAAGCUGCGCUAUUUCGUCCGCGUCACAGUCUCGCGCCGCAUGGCCGACGUCAUCCGCGAGAAGGAUAUCUGGGUCUACAGCUAUCGCAUCCCCCCCGAGAUGAACAGCAGCAUCAAGAUGGACGUUGGUAUCGAGGACUGUCUGCAUAUUGAGUUCGAGUACAGCAAGAGCAAGUACCAUCUCAAGGAUGUUAUUGUCGGCCGUAUUUAUUUCCUGCUCGUCCGCCUAAAAAUCAAGCACAUGGAGCUCUCCAUCAUCAGGAGAGAGACAACAGGCGCCGCUCCUAACCAGUAUAACGAAAGCGAGACAUUGGUGCGCUUUGAGAUCAUGGACGGUUCGCCAUCGCGAGGAGAGACAAUUCCCAUCCGACUGUUCCUCGGUGGGUUUGAUCUUACACCCACUUUCCGCGACGUCAACAAGAAGUUCUCCACCCGUUAUUAUCUCAGCUUAGUUCUCAUCGACGAAGAUGCUCGACGAUACUUCAAGCAGUCAGAAAUUAUUCUGUACCGUCAAGCCCCUGAUGCGGCUCCCGUUCUAAACGCCGGUACCUCAUCACUGCCUGAGAACAAGGCGGUAAUCGCACAGGCAUAA
Molecule: messenger RNA, 957 nt
Organism: Fusarium graminearum PH-1
Lineage: Eukaryota; Fungi; Ascomycota; Sordariomycetes; Hypocreales; Nectriaceae
Product: vacuolar protein sorting-associated protein 26B-B
Exons: 3
Coding region: 1-957 (318 amino acids)
Biological process (GO): intracellular protein transport; retrograde transport, endosome to Golgi
Cellular component (GO): retromer complex; endosome
Source: RefSeq, a predicted model, not a curated record